Ictidomys tridecemlineatus (thirteen-lined ground squirrel) is the source of this 8462-nucleotide messenger RNA. RefSeq names its product interleukin 1 receptor associated kinase 3 (gene Irak3). Gene Ontology annotation, biological process: signal transduction; protein phosphorylation. NCBI's taxonomy places the organism in Eukaryota, Metazoa, Chordata, Mammalia, Rodentia, Sciuridae. The record is from RefSeq and is a predicted model, not a curated record. Gene Ontology annotation, cellular component: plasma membrane. Gene Ontology annotation, molecular function: protein kinase activity; protein binding; ATP binding.
UCUGAGGUCCGGGCUGCGGUCGUGGAAGCAAGAUUUCCGCGGUUGUGUAACGGGGCGAGGUGCUAUCGAGAGGCCGGGGUUCUGCAUCCCCCUGCGCCUCCUGCAGCCGCGCCAUGGCGGGGAGCGGCGGGGCCUGCGGCGCGCUCUCGGCGCACACGCUCCUGUUCGACCUGCCGCCCGCGCUGCUGGGCCAGCUGUGCGCGGUCCUGGACAGCUGCGAUGGCGCGCUGGGCUGGCGCGGCCUGGCAGAGAGACUUUCUAACAGUUGGCUGGAUGUUCGUCAUAUUGAAAAAUACGUAGACCAAGGUAAAAGUGGAACAAGAGAAUUGCUGUGGUCCUGGGCACAGAAAAACAAGACCAUCGGUGACCUUUUACAAAUUCUUCAGGAGAUGGGGCAUCAUCGAGUGAUACAUUUAAUUACAAAUUACGGAGCAGGAUUGAAUUCUUUAGAGCAGAGUCAUCAGGAGCAUGGAUUUCCAAACAUAUCCAAGGGAAAAGCCAAUGUCACAGUGGAUGAUGCCCUUAUACCUGAACAUAAUGAAAAAGGAAUAUUGCUUGAAUCCUCCAUCAGCUUUCAGAACAUCAUAGACGGAACCAAACAUUUCCACAAAGACUUCCUGAUUGGAGAAGGGGAUAUGUUUGAGGUAUACAGAGUGGAGAUUCAAAAUCGAGCAUACGCUGUUAAAUUAUUUAAACAGGAGAAAAAAAUGGAAUCUAAGAAACACUGGAAGAGAUUUUUAUCUGAGCUUGAAGUUUUACUACUGUUUCGUCAUCCAAACAUACUGGAGCUGACUGCGUAUUUUACAGAGACUGAGAAGUUUUGCCUGGUUUAUCCAUAUAUGAGGAAUGGAACACUUUUUGACAGAUUACAGUGUGUAGGUAACACGGCUGCACUCUCUUGGCAAAUUCGAAUCAGUAUAUUAAUAGGAGUGUCCAAAGCAGUUGGGUACUUGCACAACACCCAGCCGUGCUCAGUCAUCUGUGGCAAUAUAUCAAGCACAAACAUACUUUUGGAUGAUCAGUUUCAAGCCAAACUAACUGAUUUUGCCAUGGCACACUUCCGACCCCACCCAGAGAAUCAGAUUUCUACCAUAAAUGUGACCAACAGCAGCAGGAAACAUCUGUGGUACAUGCCAGAAGAGUAUAUCAGACAAGGAAAGCUUUCCAUUAAAACAGACACCUACAGCUUUGGAAUUGUAAUAAUGGAAGUUUUGACAGGCUGUAAAGUGGUGUUAGAUGAUCCCAAACAUGUUCAACUGCGGGAUCUCCUUAUGGAACUGAUAGAGAAGAGAGGCCUCGAUUCAUGCCUCUCAUUUCUAGAUAAGAAAGUACGUCCCUGUCCUCGGAACUUCUCUGCCAAGCUCUUCUCUUUGGCAGCCCAGUGUGCCACAACUCGGGCAAAGUCAAGACCAUCUAUGGAUGAAGUCCUGAAUGUUCUUGAAAGUUCGCAGGCCAGCUUAUAUUUUACAGAAGAUCCUCCCACAUCCCUGAAAUCCUUCAGGUGUCCUUCUCCUCUAUUCUUGAAUAACGUACCAAGUAUCCCAGUGGAAGAUGACGAAAGCCAGAAUAAUCAUUUGCCACCUUGUGAUGAAGGUUUGAGGACAGAUGGACCGACUCAGAAAAUUCCCUUUGAAUGCAGCCAGUCUGAGGUCACAUUUCUGGGCUUGGACAGAAAGAGAGGCAGUGAGAGAAAUGAGGAUGCUUACAACAAGCCCAGUUCUUGUGAAGAAAGUCUGUCUCCAAAGCAUGCAGCUUCAUCCCAGGGCUUCAAGGCCACUGAGGUGAAUUUGGACUCCUUUUUAGAAGACCCAGGCCAUCCUUCCAGCAGCAGGCUAGUGGAGCCAGGGUGCUCCUCUGAAUUUUUCUGUAAUAAAUAUGAACCAUACAAAAAGGAUGAAAGUUCACCAGAAGGUAAAGAAAAAAGCAAGUAUUUCUGAGACACUUGAGCAAAGGUACUGCCUUGGGAAGACAUCAUCUCCUUGAGUUAGGCCCAGAGAAUGGCUGGUGGUGAAUUUGGGGUAAUACAGAUAAACAUUCUGGACAAUUCUAUUCCUUCCUUCUCAAACCCCCAAAACGGAGAGGCUUAAACAAAUGUUUCCUCAGAGUAAUUACCUCAUGAUCAAACCCAAACUAAAUUAGAGCCAUUCAAAAUUAUUCAACAUCCUUGGUCUGACUUCAGCAAAACAAAACAGUUUAAACUUACCAAAGAGGGACAAGAUUCUCAUGUCUUCUCUGUCGAAGUGAGUCUGGGGAACCUCCCUCUGCAAAGGACUUUCAGUUGCAUUCUGUUGUUUGGUUUAGCUUACUUAGGAGGGUAGCAGGAAAUGUCUAAUUUGUCAAUGUACUUUGUGAUCAACUGUAGUGUUUUUCUGUUCAUCACUGUCUAAAAACAAGCCAAGCUCACCGUUGGCCAGGGUGUGCUCUAUGUGACAAGAUUCCUGCCCAAGAUCUAUAUUUCUAUAUUUAAACUCUUAAGGUAGCCUAUUCUAUAUAAUCUAAUUGUUGAUUAUUCUUAUAGAUUUUUACUAACUCAGAGACCUGUCAUAUCUUGAGCAGAAUAUGUGAUAUUUUAAUCAAAUAAUUUUUGUUCCAGAAAAUGACUGGUCGGCAGUGUAGGUCAGCUUUUGAUUGAUACUAUUUGUGCCUUCCACCCUGUGUCUCCCCUCUUGACUGUUUCCUGGAGCUCCUCUUUUGAUGUCCUAGCCAGUUAUUAGGCUCUGCAAAACUGUCAUCCUCCAAAAAACCUCCCAAAUCUCUCCAACCGAGGGACUCACUUUACCAGCAUUUCCAUAGCAAUUUCUUUGAAUUUCUCUUUUAUGCUUGUCACGUUCCAAAAUGUAUCAAAAUCAAUCUUAUCUCUGUUCCUAGAUUGCUAGCUCCCUUUGUUUUCUGUUGUCACUGUAACAGGAUAUCACAAAUUUAGUAGCAUUAAUUAUUUUACAGUUCUGCAGGUCAGAAGUCCUUGGCAAACCUUCUGGCGCCUCUAGGGGACCCUGUUGCCUCUGCUAGCUUUUUGAGGCCACCUGUAUUCCUUGGCUCAGGGUCUUUUUCUCCGUCUUCGAGGUCACCAAUGUAGCAUCUUCAAACCUCUCUUUCUCCUCACCCCAUCACUUCCCCUCAUGCUCUCUCUCUCUUUCUUAAUUCUUCUUUAUUACCUUUUUCUUGCUCUGGCCCUUCUGCCUCUCUCUUAUAAAAACCCUGUUAUUGCAUUGGGCCUACUCAGAUAAUCCAGGGAAAUUUCCUUGUCUCAAGAUUCUUAAAUUAAUUGCAUCUACAAAUCCUCUUCCUCAUGUAAAACAACAUAUUCACAGAUCACUAGGAUUAGGACAUGGACGUCUCUGUGGGGGCAUUGCCCUAUCACACUCCCUGAGUGUGUAAGGGUGACCUCCUCAGAACUUAGCAUCAGCCUCCUCAGAGCGGGUAUAUUCUUUAAAAAAAAAAAUAUCUAUCUAUCUAUCUAUCUAUCUAUAUAUAUAUAUAUGAUUUUUUUAGAUGUGGUUGGACAUAAUACCUUUUAUUUUAUUUUAUUUUUUAUGUGGUGCUGAGCAUUGAACCCAGGCCCCUGCACGUGCUAGGCGAGCACUAUACCACUGAGCCACAACCCCAUCCUGCGGGUAUAUUCUUAUAAAUUAAGUUGAAUCAAACUAUAUAUAUAUGAACUCACAUAAUAAAUAAUUCAACUAUAAUUAACCUUUCUGAGUAAAUUAAUGAAGUAGGAAUAAUGAAUAAUGGAUAGAAACAUUCAAAGAAAACCUUUUCCAGAGGAUUUACAGAAUCUCCCCGUCCAAGAACCUUGCUGUAAAAGCUCUAGCUUUCUGUGUCAGGAAUGGAACUGUGAAUUUUACUCUUUGGAGAGACAGUGCAGUUGGGUUAAUCAUACUCAGAUUGGAACCCGAGUUCAAGAAUAGCUAAUCACAGAAGAAAAUCAUCAGGAACAGGGUCAGGAAAAUAGACUAAGGUCAAAAAUAUGGAGUUAAAUUUCUCUAAAAGGGCAUGAACUGAGGUUAAAAAAUACAGUAGAACUUAGCCUGACUGACAGGUCGAAUGCAAGCCCCAGGUAAGCAGUCAGGAGCAUCAACGUUCACAGGCUGCAGGACACCUGGUCUGCAGGUGCUGUCUUCUCAUGUAAUCAGCACAUAUGUGUUCAUACUGCUUUGGAACUGCCCACAUGUUGACUAAAAACUUUAAUUCUUUUGCCUUGUUUGAGUUUGGCCACUCUUGAUUAUACAUGCUAAUGAAACGAAGCAGCCAAAGUCUUCAGCAUUUGGCUCACAUGUUGCAAACCAUUCUGAGGCAAUGUACUCCAUCUCAGAGAUGUAGUUUGAAAGUGUAUCGACUAAACUGAGAAAAUUAGCCUGCAGUUGGUAGAGUGCUUGUCUUGCAUGCACAACACCCUGGGUUCAAUCCCUAGGACCACAUACACCAAAAAAAAAAAAAAAAAAAAAAAGAGAGAGAGAGAGAAAAAAUUAGCCUGGAAUCAUGUAAAAUUGCCAUUAAUAAUCCAAAAUCAAUAAUUGAUAUGUUAAUUUUUUUACUUUGAAUCUGCAGACACCCCCUGUAUCUUUUGUGAAAUGUCAUUAAAAAGCUCUGAUUAACACCAGGCUUGUACAAUUACUCAGCAUUCACAUAAUCUGUAGGCAUUGUAUUGACUUGAACUUGUUUAGUUGACUGAAGCAGGGUUUCUCAGACUUCAGUGUGCAUCAGAAUGACAUGGAAGUCUUGAUAAAGCCAUGCCCUCACCAUCUUCUAAGACAUUUUGUCUGGGGUUAGGAGUUUGCAUUCUAACAGCUUCCCAGGAGACGUUGAUCCUGCUGAUAGGAAUUCUGCUCCUUGGAAAUCACUGCAUUAAACUUUUCUCCAAUUAUUAUACAUUGGCAUAUUCUAACUGUGGAUCUUAGUUUGGUUUCAUGAGAAAAAAAUUCUUUUUUUUUAUAUUCACAUAUUACCUAGGAUGUUGGCUAGCUUAGAGUAGAGGCUAGAAAUAUGGUGGACCAGUGAUUUUAUUGACUAGAUUAAAUUUCAAAAGUGUGAUUAUUUUGCACAUCUUGAAGACCAAGUCAGAUUAUCUGGCAGUGAUCUGAUUAAUGAUCUGAGGAGCAGAUGCAACUGUGGUCGAAAAGUACCUAAGUCUCCUAUUGAAUGGUUCAGUCUUCCUGACUAGAUUUGCCUUCUAGGGGGAAGAAUUAAUGAAUGUUAAUUGAUAGUAAUUAAAUCUUGCAUCUUGCUAUGGGUCAUCAGAGGAUACCUCCAUGGUUUACUUACGUGCAGACUAAGUUACAUGAAGACACUAAGAAUGAGCCUCCAAGUUCUGAGCAGCAAAGAUGAAUUUCAGUAAAGAAUUUUACCUAUCCUCAUUCUGGUAACAUACUGUGGACAAUCUUCUGGGCAGAUCCUAUUUACUAUGCUUCUUAGGGUUUUGGUCCCAUUUUAUAAUGCCCCAAAAGAUGGAGAAAAUAUUCUGUUGUUUUGAAAAUGGGUAUGGGAUUUCUGACAUAAUCAAUUUUAUCGACUUCUCGAGAGUCAUAAUGAUCUGUGAUUCGCUGCAUAAUAGUGUAGUUUUAUGAGGUUGUACAUCAGCCUGUGUCAGACAACUUUUAAGACUUGUGGCCCAAUGAGAAUAGGAAGUGAGGUUUAUCAUGGGUAGCAUUUACCAAGCAUUCAUUAGAAUCAAAGUACUGUGUUAGCUGCUUAGGUUACAACAAACAAUUUAGUAAGGAAAUGAAGGACAGCUACCCAAGUUACCUGCUCAGUGACCAGUGUUAUUGGAAACAUACAUCAGUGGAACUCAAAGCUAAAGCUGAAAGGGGAGAUGAAGAAUAGAUUACUGUGUACUUUCAAGGGAGUGAAGAAGGCUUCUUGGAAUAGUUUCCUGAAAAGAGGGGAAGGUCUAAGAAAGGGUCACUGAAGAAGCACCCCAGGAACAGGGGCCCCCAGCCCUCCUAGAUAUCUGCAUAGCCCAUCUGUGGGGCUGGAAGGAUGGGGCAGGGUGAAGGGAUCUGGGCUUGGAGCAUGUUUUGCAAGUUUGACCCUCACAGCCACAGGAAGGUGUGAAUCCCACCCACAGGCAAGGAAGCUAGCUUGGGGAAGUUGAAGAACUUGCUGAAGGUCCUCCCAGAUUUGGAGGAGGAGGCAGGAUCUGUCUGACUUCAAAGGUAGUGCUCUUUCUUGCACUCUGCAUUGCACAAAGGAGCCAGUGGAGGUUCAAGAUCAGAUUCAAAGGGAUGGGUAUGAAAAAUCAUUUGUUGAUUCCAAAAAUUUUUUAGUAGGCACACAAACCUUGUUAUUACAUCUACUUUAUUCACUAUCCUGGUCCUCUGCUGUACACAUGGCCUCUGCUGUGAGUUGAUAUGAGUUAAGUGAAUAUAAAUUUAUUUAUCAGUGGCAUCCUUUGUGUCAGGCACUGUUGUAGUAGCAGUGAAAGUCAAAACCACCAGGAACUCUGUCCUCGUAGAGCUUACAUUUGAGUGAACACAUGUUCUCCAGUCUUAGGUCCCUCUAUAAGCUCUUCCUAAGGGGUUGGGAACUUUUCUUGUCCUGUUGCAUUCUUGUAAUGCUGGGUGGCCUGUCGGUUCUCUUUUAGUGUGCACUAAGUAGUCUGUGACAUGCUUUGUGGUGAUCAUGAUAGCCCACAUUAUUCUGUUAACUCUUGGUUUCUUCAGGGCAUUAUUUAGCUACUAAUGGCCUCUUCAGCAUGCUUCUUUCCAGGAGUCUAAAACACCCCCCAAACCUCCCUCACCUCACCUCACAUAAUGCUGGAAUUGCCUGUUGGGUUAUCUUUCCUCCUGCCCAAAACUGAAGUUCCCUGAGGGUAGAGGCUAUGUCCUGCUCAUUUUUGGAUCCCCCUUGGGUAGCACAGCACCUGGCAUGUAAUGUGGCUCAAUAAGUAUCUGUAAAAUGAAUGAAUCAAAUAGUUCUUCAAAACUUCCUCAAACUCAUUGGUAUCUAGUGUGUCGAGACCGCUGUCCAGAUUGUACCCAAAGUUUGUUUGUCUUUCUAGUAUCCAGAAUAUUAUCAUUUCACCACUCUUGGAUAAAAUUCAUGAAUUUCCAAUACUAAUAUCUGAUUUAUCUUUGAAAAUAGAUAUUAUAUAUGUUAACAACAACUUGCUCUAUAGUGGAAAAUAUUUCUAAACCCAUUUCUAAGCAAUGAUAAAACAAUAUUUUUGGCAGGGAAUAAAGGGGGUUGUUGUGUUUUGUGCCUGUCUUUUUGUUCCAGUUAUUUAUUUAUAUUUGAUAGUCCAUGGCCUUGACUUGCAAGUAUUUUCCUGGGAGGCAUUUUUAUGCCAAAGAUCUAUAUUGCCUGUCAAACUUACAAACCUUGUUAUGGCUGUCACUGACUUUGUUGGAGAAUUUUAAGGUCACCUCUUUAAAUAACAAGAGAAAAGUCAUAGUUCCUUUCUUUCUUUUUUUUUCUCCUUAAUUUAAAAAUAUUCCCAGACACCAACAUUAAUUAAAAUAGGAGGUAAGAAAGUAGAAAAAUCUGAUAUGCAGGAGAUAAGGCUCAGUUAACAUUAUCAUGUCUAGUAGGAAGCCGGUUUAUUCACAUAUCAUUGAAGCUUUAGACAACUUAUUGAGCUGGAUUCUGUUACUUUGGGAUCAAGAAAAAUGAGCCAGAGAAAAGUUGACUCUUGUCCUGAGUCACAUCACUGUUGGCAUGAGAAUACAAACUGAAAUUCUUUUAACCAAGUUCAGAAAACAUCUGCCCUGAAAUAGAUAACAAAAAUUAAAAGUAUCUCCAAUUUGCAAAUGAAUACAACUAAUAAAUAUAUGUGUGACUUUUAUUUUCUUCUUCCUCUUCUUAAAUUUGUCCUCCCAGAUUGGCAAAGGUUAAAGCUAUUGACAAGAAUACAUGCAAAUGGGCCUCCUUGUUCACUGCCUGAAGGGAUGAAAAUUGGUUCAACCUUUCUAGGAAGCAAUUUGGCAAUAUGCAGCAAAAAAUUUCAGUGAUGACACAAUUUUACCCAACAGUUUGUUUAAGAGUUUAUCUUAAUUGAUAAAAAUCACACAAAUAUCUAACCAUGAGCCCAAAGAUGUAUUGCAUGAUGUCUAUGAAAUUAAAACAUUGGAAAUAACCUAAAUAUCCCCAGUAGAAGAUGGGUCAAAUAAAACAUGUAUAAAAUUAAAUUGCAUAUGACUGCUAUUAAAAAUUAUUUAGAUCUAUUUUUAUUGCUAUGGAAAUGUGUCCCUGAAAUAUUGUUGUGUGAAGAAGCGGACUACAGACUAGCAUGUUUACUAGGAGCCAUUUGUAACAUUGGACAUUUUUAAGUGAUAUAUGUUUCUCAGAGAGCUCUUUGCCAAAUGUUAAUGAUGUUUUUACUCUGGGCUGUGGUAUUUGGGAGAUCUUUACUUUCUUUCAACUUUCAUGUCUUUGAAAAUUUGAUAAUGAGCAUGUAUCAUUUUUAUUUUCAGAAAAGAAUAAAGCUAUUUUUAUUUUGGAAAAAUAAAUCAUUCUCUACCCUUCUA